Messenger RNA from Musca vetustissima, 1188 nucleotides. RefSeq lists its product as uncharacterized. The record is from RefSeq and is a predicted model, not a curated record. Lineage: Eukaryota; Metazoa; Arthropoda; Insecta; Diptera; Muscidae. The annotation marks the transcript as partial. The transcript has a single exon.
AAAUUCGCUAUUGUUGCCUUGGCCCUUUUGGGUGUUGCUGCCGCCGAUGUCAGCCAUUUGAAUAACGAAUACCUGCCACCUCAUAUGGCUGCUUUGGCCCACAAACAUGUUGAAUAUGCUGAACAAAGUCAGGAAAUCCCUAAACUCACCACAGUUCACCAUGUCACUGAAACCAAAUAUGUCAAUAAACCAAUUCAAGUUCAAAAAGUGAAGCAAGUUUCAGUCUCUGUACACAACGAAGUUAAAGUACCUGAACAACAGGAACAUCACCAACAAUACUAUACCGGUUUGGUCUACAAACCCGAACAGGAAGAAGCCACCUCCACAACUGUCGUUGAAGAAACUCACCAAGAAGAACCCCAACAACAGUAUUACACCGGUUUGGUAUACAAACCCGAACAGGAAGAAGCCACCUCCACCACUGUCGUUGAAGAAACUCACCAAGAAGAACCCCAACAACAAUAUUACACCGGUUUGGUCUACAAACCCGAACAUGUAACAGUCACCCCUGUUGAAGAAGAAACCCACCAACAGGAAGCCGAACAACAAUAUUACACCGGUUUGGUCUACAAACCCGAACAGGAAGAAGUUACCUCCAACAGUGUUGCCGAAGAAGUCCAACAAGAACCCGAAGUUGAACAACAACAAUACUAUACAGGUGCUAUUGUAAAUGAAGCUGUUCACGAAUCGGAACAUCAACAAGAAGAAGCCGCUGUUAUUCCUGAACCAGUUGCUCCCGGUUCCGAUGAGUUCACCCAACAACAAGCUGCUUAUUACACCACCAUCAGCCAAAAACAAGAAACCGCUGUUAUUCCUGAACCAGUUGCUCCCGUUGUUCCCGGUUCUGAUGAUUUCACCCAACAACAAGCUGCUUACUACACAACAAUCAGCAAAAAACAAGAAGUUGCCCAAGCUCAAGUUGUUCCCGGUUCUGAUUAUUUCACUCAACAACAAGCUGCCUACCACACCUCUGUGGGACACAAAGGUGCCAGCGUGAGUGUAGGUGCUUCCACCAUCAGCCAAAAACAAAAAGUUGCCCAAGCUCAAGUUGUUCCCGGUUCUGGUUAUUUCACUCAACAACAAGCUGCCUACCACACCUCGGUGGGACACAAAGGUGCCAGCGUGAGUGCAAGUGCUUCCAGCGGUAUUGAUACUCAAUACGGUUCCAAUGGAGGCUAUAUUUAUUAG